CCAUUCCCCAUCGCCAACCAGUCCGCGGCCACCACGUAGAGAGAGAGAGAGAGAGAGAGAGAGCGCGGCGGCGGCGGAGGAGGAGGAGGAGGAGAAGUCAUGGCGCUUGUGGCGCAGGACAUCUACACCCUCGAGGAGCUCAAGUCCAUCAUCGGCUCCGGCGUGGCGUACCGCGUUCGUCUGCAUGGGGUCGAGUCCCUCGAGGAGGCCAUCACCAUGUACCGUACGCUGGACGACGCCGUGCAGUUCCGCGGUUGGGCGUGCCCCCAACUGAACAAGCUGGCCCUCGUCGCCGGCAUCGCCGCGGAGGUGGACCGCGUCAUCGACGAGUUGGUUCCCAGCCUCCUGGAGGACGACGAGAACAGGGUCCUGAUGCUUCUCCUGAAGAAUGCGGCCUGGUCUAUCCGGAACAACGGCAAGUUGGUCGACGCGGACGCCGGAGGCAUCUUCCGCGUCAGGAUGCACCCCAUCGCCAACCGCAUCCUCAAGGCCGUACGCCUCUUCCUCACCGCGCGCUCCACCCCAACCGGUCGCCGUGAUCGCCUCCACGCCAUCGUCUAUGAUCUCAAGAUCUUCCGCGAGUCCUACUACCUACCAAUCCCAUAGAUCCACUCACCGGUACAUGCGCCCCCCCCCCCCACCCACACGACUUGGUUCUCAGCGCUGCGAGUUUUGGUGGUCAUAUUGAUGCUGUCCAUAGCCUGUAGUUUGCUUCAAAUCGUGGUGUUCCUCUCCAAAGCUGUACGUACCUGAUGGAGGUUUUGAACGCCAUGGGUUGAUGGGUUACGAAAGUGAGAUUUGAGAUUCUGUUAGUGUUUCCUCUUGCUGCUUUGAGAUUUGAGGAUGAGAUAGUUCUUGCUGCUUUGUGAAUUGGGAUACGAUUGUUUCUGAUUAGUAUUGUGCAGUUACAAUACAAUGUCAUAUGGUGGAUAUAUUAGCUGAAAUCAAUUGCAAACUCAUUUUGGCACUUUCUGA
This is a messenger RNA of Oryza sativa Japonica Group (Japanese rice), 975 nucleotides long. RefSeq lists its product as uncharacterized. The record is from RefSeq and is a predicted model, not a curated record. Lineage: Eukaryota; Viridiplantae; Streptophyta; Magnoliopsida; Poales; Poaceae.